AUGCAGAGCGCCUUUACAAUACGAGUCGGAGAGAAACAGGCUGACGGUGUGCGGGAUGUUUCGGUGCUGCACAACGGUGAGGUUCACUUCUCCACUUCUCAUCACAACGUGAAGUGGGCGUUUUUGACGCGAUUUCCAGCUCCUUCCAAUCAGAAGCGAAGUUCGGUCCACGUAGGUAGUUCACAAGGGAGUCCGUUUUCCAAUAGUGAGUUGGACUUGAAGGCAGGAGCUGCUGGGGACGACCGCACUGGAGCUGCACGUUACGGUGGAAGCGAAACUAUGCAAGAGUACUUGUGUGUAUUUUAUCGUGAUGAACCAAAGGAUCGGCACAGCCAUUACACUGCGCAUCAAGCAUCGACUAUAUGCUCCGCGUACAACACUGUACGCCCUGCUGCUGUCACACAUUUUGUGCUAAAAAAUAUUGUUCCUACGACAGUGGUGCCAGGAUUGCGUGGUGUAUUUGUUCACGGCAGUCGACAGUCUUCACGGGGAUUCUCAUCAAAUGUGCUGCAAGUAGAAGGGUUUAUGUUUUAUCAAGCAGCAGACUUAUGGUGGAUGGCUUCUCAGCUAACAAUUAGACCGGUUUAUGUGAAUUCUGGUGAUAUGAAAUUGACAACGCGUCUUCCUACUAAUCCGAUCGUCACUAAGAUAUCGCCUUUACCACAGGUGGAUACUAGUAGUGUCACGUCAAGGUACGCGUUGGUAGACACGAUUAUCCUUACCCAGUUUCAAACUCACAAAGGGCGGUUAAUGACCGUGGCAGUGUGUGGCAAUGAAAUAUGUCUUGCAACGACGAUUGUAGUAGAACAUCUAGAUGUCUUGCUUUGGAUAUGGUGGCCGCAACGUCUGCAGGUUCCACAUUUGCAUGUCAAGGGAGCGGAUGUCUCUAUGACAAUUUCUGAGAGCAUGGAUACUCCAGAACAGGCAUUAUUUCUAUUUGAUGCACCUCAUACUGUAUUACAUGUUUUACGAACGCCUAACCUCAUUACUGGGAAGGGGGAGUUGGAGAUAAUUUUCUCUGUGUCAACAAACUGCCCUCCCGUCGUACUUCCUUGCUUGCGUCCUUCCAUGAUGCAGCCUGUUAUGUUGUGUCAUUAUCCGGUAGUAAAUGAGGUGACGAUUUAUCAUGUUCCAACGCUCUUGGAGCACCCUUCCCCCUCCACUAACGUGACUACCAUGUCUCUUACACCCACACUGCCAUCAAAGUUCAAGUUGAGUGGUGUGUUGUACCAGACUGGCCCCACAGUUGCUUUUCAGACCAACUCUUGUUCCUCUAGUAAUGAAGCUUUAAAGGGGGAAAAUAAUAUAAAUGACUUGGAACGUAAAUCGUAUGUUGUUACUUUUCCUUCUCUAUUGGAGGAGCAACACCCGCUGGUACAUUUUAUAUUGGAAGCGCUUGAAUUGGUUCUAGAAAGAGGUUGUGUCGCAUCUCUGCAGUGUGAGUUGCUACGACGUGCAUGGGAAAGUAAACAGAUGGGAGAGGUGUGGGAUUUUGGGAGUGGCUGUAUUGAAUUGAUUAUAGACAUUGUCCGUACAAGUAUAACAGGGAGAAGCAGAAGAAGCAACAAAAUUGAUAAUCACAGUAAUAAUAAUAGUCUUGAGGACGGCGGUGGGGGGCGUGCAUGUCAAGAGGAAGAUACGAGUUAUUCUAUCAUAAAUGCUUCAGUGUAUGGAGAAGAAAUGCGUCUGUGUGACAUUCUCCUUCAUCCCAUUAGUUUAACUGCCGAUGUGUUGCAACAUUGUACAUCAUGCACUCCAUGUGCCCCGGAACAGAAAGCUCGUGAAGCCCUCUUCUCGGGCAUGGGUGUAAGUCAUCUUUGGACACAGCAUCAAUGUGGGCUCAGUGUAUUUGUUUUACAUCUUCUGUGUGAGAGCUUCAAGUUGCAGGAGCAACUUUGGGCUUUGCUUGAGCCACUGGCGAAGAUGAACCUUCAGUUAAGUCAAUUGAUGCGGUGGACACAAUAUAUCUGGUACUACUCCACCUGUCUCUGCGUGCCUGCGACAAAUGGCCCCCCACUUCACUGUCCUGUGGUCUCGCAGUCAUCGCUAUCUCACGAAUUUCAGCGUAGCUUGCCUGAACAUAUUCUUCUUGAAAAGUUUGUCUUUCAUGCUGGUUCGUCCAAGGAAGCUGUUCUCAGGGGGGAUCCUCCAAUGCUGUACACCAUCCUGCAGCGCGUCCUUGUAGGUAAAGCACGAGUGUCUGGUGGAUGGCCAGCCAUUAAAGGUGUCCUCCCUAGUUCUCCUCUUUCUGUGGCGAAUCGUCUGUUUUUUAUGUUUGUGGAUUGCUUUGAUUCACCCAAAGAGCAGCAUAAUCGUGUACAUUGCUGGUGGUUUGUUUUAUGCAGGGGGCUUUUAAAAUAUUCUAUUGAUCCAAAGUUUGUUGCUUCGGAGCUUUGUGUCGGGGUGGCGCAGCCGAUUGUGCGCGCUUUGGUGAUUGCCAAGGAUCAGGUGAAUAAUGCUUGGGAUAAUGAUUUUAACGCUGUCAUUGGUCGUUUGGAUUGCUUGCAGCAGGCCCCAGCACAGGUAUGCCAUGCGAAUUCAUCUGGUGAUGUCGUGCGUGUCGCACAGGAGCGGGCCGUUGGACGGCAGUACUGUGCCACUCUGAAUGACGACGAUGGUGUCAUUAUGCGACCCGACUUCCCGAAGCACUGGGGUGACUCCCGCCUGGAUAUUGUGCAAACCAUGUUGAACACCGCCGCCCCUAUUGUCUUGCCAAGUCAAGUGGAUGGGGCCGAUGUCAUUUACAAUUCCUUAAAAAUGCUUUCUAGGCGUGCCACUGCUCUUCCAGUAGGACGUGGCAUGUUCACACUUUGCACGCAGAACUUUGGGGUUCGCGAUAGUGUGCCAAUUCCACGCCUGAAUCUUGAGGGUCGAACAAGUGAUGGAAUUACAAUUGCAAAUAACUCUGAGGAAAUCGCUGCAGAAAAUUUAAUAUGGCCAUUGUUUCACAAUGGAUGUGCGGCAGCUUUGCGUUUUCUUCCAUUACCUCAAAGUCAUGGGUCUGGGAAGGAGGAAGAGUCCAUUACACAACACUGGGUUUUGUACCAAACUCGCAAUAUUGCGUGUCUAGCGUCUCGAGCUGGAUUAAUUCUUGCUGCAGGACUCUUGGGACAUUUAAAAGUGCUUCAGCGAACUGAUAUAUAUUCGCUUCUUGUUUCACCUCAAUCCACGUUUUCUGGCCGUGAGGCGGUGACCAUUGCCGUGUUGCUGGGUCUUAGCUGUAGUCUACGGGGAACGUGCAAUAGCAUUGUUUUUAAUUGCCUCUCGAUGCACGUGCAGUCUCUCACCCCCGCCACCGAAGACAUUGAAGUUUCUUUGGACGUUCAAACAUCCGCGUUGGUUUCCAUUGGAAUCCUAUACCAACAAUCUCCAGAUGCCUUUCUAGCGGAAAUGAUGCUUGUUCAGAUGUCACGUCUUCCCUCAGAUGAACACUUUCGCGAUAGGGAGGGAUAUGCCCUAGGUGCAGGGUUUGGCCUUGGUCUCAUGUUUCUUGGUCUUGGGGGUGCGCAUGGUGUGCCAAAUGUUGAGAAUCGUUUAUUAAAGUUCAUGGAUGGGGCACGCCGAGAGGCGGUCCCCUCUGCGUGUGAAGGUUUAGAGGCAUUUAACGAACGCAAUCCUGAUCGUGGUCACUUUCUUACCCGAGGAUUACUAAUGCGUAACGCCAACGAUUCUUUUAGGAGUCAUUGUACGCGCGUAUUUGAGGGUAACCGGUUCAAUACAGCUGUCUCUGGUCCGGCAGCCGCUGUGGCGCUAGGUUUUAUGUACAUGCAGACAGACGAUGCCUCCAUGGCGGAAAAGGUGUCCCCUCCGAAUCGUUUGGUGGGGUUACAAGGCAUAUAUCCGGAGAUGUGUCUGGUGCGAUCUAUGAUGUCUUCUCUUAUCCUUUGGUCGAACAUUGAACCCACAUGUGAAUGGAUUCGACAAAGGAUUCCUUCAUGUUUAUUGCGACUUGCAAAAUAUCCUCAACGGAGUGGACUUGCCCCUGCCCAAAUUUAUUACCUUCUGAUGAAUCUAGGGCAUUGCCUCGCUGGUGUUGUACUGGCUCUGGGUAUGCGUUACGCCGGGUCCAUGGACGCUGAUGCAAAGGCGGUUGUUCUCCACGAGUUGAAGGGUUUCAUGCGAGGUCAUAUUGGAACCACAGGGGUGGUGAUUAGUGUUAUUCAACGCUCUACAGGGGCUUUUCAAGCAUGUAUUUCGGCAUGCACAGUGGCGUUGGCUCUUAUUAUGACUGGGACAGGCGAUUCCAGGUGUCUCGAAGUCAUACAGAAACUUCACACGCGCACGAAUGUGAAAUAUGGCGAUCAUCUUGCACUUUCUAUGGCCAUAGGGUUGCUAUUUCUUGGAGGUGGUCAACUUACACUUUCACAUUCACUCAGUUCCGUCGCGGCGCUUGUUAUGUCCUUCUAUCCGCUGUGGCCCGACACCAGCUCUGAUAACAAACUCCACUUACAAGCACUUCGUCAACUUUAUUGCCUGGCGGUGGUGCCACGCGUAAUUGAAACAAUAGACGUUCUUACAAAUCAAUCGGUGUCGGUGCCUAUUCGCGUCAUUGUGCAUCGUGGGCGUCUCGGUCAAACUGAACCCUCGAGUGUUGUGAAGGAGUUAUGGACUCCGCUGCCCAAGGGAAAGGAAAAUCAGGCUGUUCGCAUGGUGACUCCUUGCCUUUUGCCUGACCCAAGUACAAUCACACAAAUUGAAAUACGCAGUGCACAGCACCACAGCCUUACCAUCUAUAACACUGGCUUAAAUGUCGUUGGAGAUGCGGGUCUCGUUGUUCGUGUCUUGGAGAAAAAUGUUGUCCAUACAGAUUCCGAAGCCUCUUUACGAAGUCCCGCUGAGGAAAUUGUGGUGUGUUGGAUCAAGCGUCUUUUUCACGUGGAGUCGCAACAACAGCCACGUCCCAUUGAAGCCAUUGUUAUUCUUGAUAAUGUUAAUUUGUUACUUGCGGCGAAGAAGAGUUUCUUAACGGAGUUUGGUCCCUCUGAAAAUGUGUUUUCGCCAGAUUUUGUCAUGAACGUGCGGCGCACGCUAGUAAAACGCUAUGGAUGCCUCCUGCAGCACUGUGGGGUGAUGUCACCCUGUCAUCCCCUUUCCCAGCUUGUUAUGAUGAGUAGAUCACUCUACAGCACAGCCCUAUCACUAGUGCAGACCCUCAAAGAUGGUGCAGAAUGUUCCUGUGAUCUUUCCCCUGUUUUGGAGUCCCUGCAAGCAUAUGGUAUUGUUAUCGAGGCUAAAACCGAGAUUGGAAAUGUACGCUGUGGUCUUCUCGUUUUUGCUGUCAUGAAAUGGCUCUCUCAAGCCUUACAUUUUUAUGGUCUGGUGAGUAGCAUAGCGUCGCUGCCGCAAAUAUUGGCGGAACACACAUCAUUUCUGCAGCGGCGAGAGCAGCGCUUGCUGGCGCUGUACGUUAUGAACCAAAAGCUUCUCCUUGAACCCCAAGUACUUGAAGACCUCGUCGAAUGCUGUGUGGAGUACACGGAUUGA
Messenger RNA from Trypanosoma rangeli, 5484 nucleotides. Its product is annotated as cyclosome subunit-like protein. Gene Ontology annotation, biological process: protein K11-linked ubiquitination; anaphase-promoting complex-dependent catabolic process; metaphase/anaphase transition of mitotic cell cycle. The record is from RefSeq and is a predicted model, not a curated record. Bases 1 to 5484 code for a protein of 1827 amino acids. Gene Ontology annotation, molecular function: molecular adaptor activity. The transcript has a single exon. Lineage: Eukaryota; Euglenozoa; Kinetoplastea; Trypanosomatida; Trypanosomatidae. Gene Ontology annotation, cellular component: anaphase-promoting complex.